AUGCCACGACCAAGAGGAUCCAAGGAGGCAAGGAUGUUGGCGAUAGACUUCGCCGACAUGGUGACCACCGAGGAUCGAUCGGCACCUUCUGACCUCAUCGCCCGGCAUGGCAUCUACGGCAUCUUUCAGGCCAUGCGAUCUUGUGUCCCGGGAGCUACCAGAAGCCUCGACGAUCGAUUGACCAAUCGGAAGGCGAUAUCAGAAGCGGAGAUGCUGAGAGAGCUAGAGCAGACGGGAAGGUACGAGCGAUUCAGGAGCAGGAAGGCAGUUCGGCGAUCUAUGGACCCUUCAGGUGCUGGCAUGUGUAUGUUCAAGGGGAGAAGAUGGCGAAAUCCGGAGGUCGAAUCGGACUUGCGGUAUCUGGAGAUGAGGCACCGGCAGAUGUGCAGCAUGUACGACAUCUACAACGAAAACACGUCCUUCGACAAGAUUAUGGCGAUACUCAAGGAAGUCCGGGUAGGAUGGGAGGUCUACCUCUCAGGAAGUGGGGACUUCCUCGCUCAGCAGUGGGAGGAGAACUGCAGGAAGGAAUCGAUCUUGCCGUGCAUCCCUGGCCCUGAAUGUGACCUGUCUCUGGGCAAAAGGAAGGCUGCGGAUGUUGAGGCUUCAAGCCAGGAUGAAGACUGCUCGCUACAGAGCUGUUUCGACCACGACUUUCUCAAGGAGUUCGAACUGAGCACUGCAAGCUUCGACGAGUACCUCAAUGUCCUGAUCGAGUGCACAUGA
Guillardia theta CCMP2712 is the source of this 726-nucleotide messenger RNA. RefSeq lists its product as hypothetical. NCBI's taxonomy places the organism in Eukaryota, Cryptophyceae, Pyrenomonadales, Geminigeraceae. The record is from RefSeq and is a predicted model, not a curated record. The transcript has a single exon. Bases 1 to 726 code for a protein of 241 amino acids.